Messenger RNA from Acanthosepion pharaonis, 720 nucleotides. Lineage: Eukaryota; Metazoa; Mollusca; Cephalopoda; Sepiida; Sepiidae. The record is from the annotation of a GenBank genome assembly.
AUGUCCUUCCUUCAAUCAUCUUCAAAACCUCUCUUCUUCAGGUUUCAUUUUAAUUUCUCCCCGUUUCUGCAUAUCUUCAUUUAUCCGUCUGUUCCUCCCUACCCAUAUUUCCUUCCUUCAAUAAUUUUCAUUCACACACUUUGUCUAUCCUUUCUUUCUUCAUUUUUUUACAUUCUCUCCCCCUCUGCAUAUCUUUAUUUCUCCGUUUUUCCCCCCAUCUCUAUUUUCAUCCUUCAAUCAUUUUCCUUCAUUUUCCCCUUCUAUCCUUCCUUUCUUCAUUCCUCCUUUUUUUUCUCUCCGCUCUCUAUGACUUACUUUCUCCGUCUGUUCCAUCUUCGAUAUUUCCUUCCUUGCUUCAUUUUUCUUCAUUCUCCUCUUCUAUCCUUCUUUUCUUCGAAAAUAACCCAAUUCCCUUAUAUAUUUUCCUUUUUUUCCUUCCCCCCAUUCACAAAACAUUUAUAUUAUUCUUUUCUUCCAUCAUUUUGUCUCUUUUAUUCGUUGAAUUCACACCAUUCUUUCUUCACUACCCAUUUUCUUACUUUCUUCCACCCUGUCUCCUUUCUUUCUCUCCUUCAUUUCUCUAUUUUUUCGUUCCUUCCUUUCCUUCUUCCUUUCUACCUUGCUAUAUUCCUCCCUUCAUUCUUUCCGUAUCUCUGUUCCAAGAUGUCCCCGGUCGAUCUAUUUUUCUUCAAUUUUCUAUCUAUCUAUCUAUCUAUCUAA